AUGAAAGGCUCUGGCAUCCCUGACCGAGCGCCCACGCCCCAGGCACUCUUGGCCAAGGCUCUUUAUGACAACCAGCCCGACUGCUUUGAUGAACUGGCUUUCUGCAGGGGCGACAUCUUGACCAUUCUGGAGCAAAACGUGCCAGAAAGCAAAGGCUGGUGGAAAUGUAUGCUCCAUGGCAGGCAAGGCCUGGCCCCCGCCAACCGCCUCCAAAUGCUCACCAGGGCCCCUGCAGACAGACCUCGGCCCUCUCUCCCAGGAGGCCUGGAGGCAGCAGCGGCCAGCUCCGAGAAAGCAUACCAGGUGCCAUCCUUGCUCACCUCCUCACCCCCAGGCCCCAUCUACGAGCAUAUGAGAAGCUGGGUGGAGGUGCCCCUGCCAGCCAAUGACCAGGUCUACGAGCUCCCUGUCCUACCUGCCAAUGCCAGAAUUAUCUGCGAACAAACUCCAAGCUCUCAGAAACAGGUCCUUCUCACACUUCCCAGGCUUACCAAGGCCUCGUCACCAGCUCUGUCCUCCCAGGUGUAUGAUGUACCUGCCCAGAGCAGGAGCCUACUGGCCGUCAAGGAGCUGGAGAAGCAGCAGUUAUACGACAUACCUGCCAGUCCCCAAAAGGCAGCACUUCAACCACCGGGCAACCAAGCCAGAGAACACAGUGUGCCCCUGACAUCAGCGGUCCUGCCAAGAGAAGGCUACAAAACACUACCAAAUCCUCAGAAGUCAGAAUGGACCUAUGGCACCUCAGUGUCUCCAGAAAAAAACAGUGUCAGGAGCUUGCCUCUGAGCGGCCUGGUGGAAGAAACCAAGCCAAGCCCUUUUCCCAAGUUUGUCUCUGAGUAUACUUCCCCAGAGACCUGGACAAGGUCCCUCCGUCCACAACAGUAUAAAGAGGUGUCCCGGCAGAAACAACUCAGUCUUCCAGAAAUUGCUGCUUCUGGCCUCCCAGGACCCAGGAAGGAAAGUGUUAGCUACAAGGUUCCCUCAAGCUUUCUGGUUCUCCACGUGGAACAGCAAAACACUAGGCCAAACGUUUAUGACAUCCCGAAAGCCAUAUCCAGCGUUCCUGGGGUUACAAAAGAGCUGGACAAAGUAGAUGGGCCCACAGGGACCGCUGCGUGGUUUUCCAGAUGGGGUACAUCUGUGUCUCCUGAAACAGACAGGUUGUCGGUUUCCAGUUCCGAAAGCAGCAGGGCCAGCCUGGCGUCUUCCUGCUCCUCCACGUCCACCGAUUCCUCCUCCAGCUCCUCCUCCGAGGAGUCACCAAAGGAGCUCUCCAUGGACCAGAAUACAGCCAAGGAGACGGUCACGGCCCUGCAGCACAAAGUGGCUGGCGCCGUGGAGAACUUGAUGCUCUUCGUCAGCAGGAAGUGGAGGUUCAGAGAGUACCUGGAGGCCAACAUCGAUGCAGUCCACAGGGCAGUGGACCACACAGAAGAGUCUUUAGGAGAAUUUCUGGAUUUUGCCCGAGGGGUGCAGGAGACCACCUGUAACCUCAUGGAUAGUAACCUACAGACCCGGAUUAAAGAGCAGCUGCAAACUAUCUCCUGUUCCUAUCAGAUCCUACUCGAAACCAAGAGGAGUCUGGACAGCUGCCACUGGAGUCUGGAAGCUCUUGUGACAGACAAAAUCCAAAGCAGCCCGGAUGACCUUGAGACAUUUGUCACGGUGGCACGGAUGGUUCCAGAAGAUACGAAGAGAUUUACCUUCAUGAUCAUUGCCAACGGGAAGCUUCUUUUUAAGCAGAACUGUGACAAGGAACAGAUUGUGCAGUUGGCCCCAAAUGCAGACCAGGAGGUUGGAAAAGGCCUCCUGCUCCCCCACGUAGAAAUGGAAUCUCGCCAGAGGAGCACCGCUUUUAAUGAGGAAAGGAGCGGUCAACACGGCUCUGAACUAGCUUGGAAAAAGAGAACCAACGUCUGCGGACAGAAUACCAGCUCUCCGAUCACCCAACCUUCAAGUCAGCAGAAUAUGGAGAAGAAAAUCCGCCUUUCUGAACACUGCCGGCUGUAUUUCGGGGCUCUCUUCAAAGCUCUCAGAGUGAUUACCAGCAGCCUCAGUAACAGCCAGCCCCCAGAGACCUUCGUCACGCAGAGCAAGCUGGUCAUCGUGAUCGGGCAGAAGCUGGUAGACACGUUGUGCAAGGAGACCCAGGAACGGGAUGCGCGCAACGAGAUCCUGAGUUCCAGCAACCUCUUGUGCAGCCUGCUCAAGAGCCUGGCACUAGCCACCAAGGACGCUGCUCUCCGCUACCCGAGCCCCGCAGCCCUGCGGCACCUCCAGGCCCAGGCUGAGAAGCUAGAGCAACACACAAGGCAGUUCCGAGGGGCGCUGCAAUGA
Chrysochloris asiatica (Cape golden mole) is the source of this 2337-nucleotide messenger RNA. It is a transcript of the gene CASS4, whose product is annotated as Cas scaffolding protein family member 4. Bases 1 to 2337 code for a protein of 778 amino acids. The record is from RefSeq and is a predicted model, not a curated record. Gene Ontology annotation, molecular function: protein binding. Gene Ontology annotation, cellular component: cytoplasm; plasma membrane. The transcript has 6 exons. NCBI's taxonomy places the organism in Eukaryota, Metazoa, Chordata, Mammalia, Afrosoricida, Chrysochloridae. Gene Ontology annotation, biological process: cell migration; cell surface receptor protein tyrosine kinase signaling pathway.